UUGGCGGAUGCCCUCGGCUCAGCAACUCCCAUGGCGACCGUUCAACUCGAACAGCUGUUCAAGGCGUGCGACACACGAGGUUCGGGCUAUCUGGACCGCGAUGAACUGCGAAAGCUGUGCCAUCGGUUCAGCAUCUGCAGCCAGGACGCCGACGCCAUCUUCGAAGACCUUGACCACGACAGCGACGGGAAGAUCGAUUUCCAGGACUUCGAGAAGGGUUUCAAGGACUUCUUGACGCAGCUUCCGGCAAGUCCAGCCGACCUCACAGGCACGUCACCGGCGUCGACGGCGUCGAUAAUGAUGGACGCCGCCGGACAUCGACUCAGUGAUGGGUCCAUUGACACCAAGGUCGAGAACAAUAACUCGAAAGCUGAAGACGGUGGUGGCGUCAAGGUGUGGAGCACUCACCAGGCUUGGCAGAACCUCACCACGGAGUUGGUGAGGGCCGGUAACAUGAUCAACGAGGAGACCCUCAACGCCCUCUACAAAGAACUGCAGAGCAGCGAGAAACCGCAGGUCGUCGAGAGGUUCGAGGACGUCAUCGCGGACCUCCUGGACAACAUGAAGAGGCUCCAGGAGGAGAACAACCAACUCGAGAACACCUGGCUCAGGGAGAAGAAAGAACACGAAGAGCACCUACGGCGAAUGGAAGAAGAGAUGGACAGCCAAGUGAAACUCGUGGAGCAGCAAGCAAAAGCAAAGGCACAAGAAGAGGCCGAGGCGAGACGUAAAACCCUGCAUUCCAAAAUGUGCGAAGAAAUGGACGAACUUCAGUCCCACGUGUCUCUCUUCGAAAAGGUGGACCAAUGGCUGAGGGCGAACGAGACGCACGACCGGAAGUUGACUUCGGUGCACUCGAAGCUGGACGAGGCGCUCCAGGAAAACAGGCAGCUCAGGCUCAGCCUGAUGGACACGCAGACGAACGUCGCCCUGACGCGCAACGAGCUGGCUCAGAUUCGGUCUCAGUACGAAGACAAGUGCAGACAGCUCUACGACGAACGUGAAAGAAUCAUGGGCGUGCUGCAAGAGCAAGGCUUCGCCAGCAAGCAACUUCAACACCUACAGGAAGCGAAUAGAAAGCUCCAGGACACCAACGACAUCCUGAGGACCGUGCUCGAGAAGGCCGAAAAGAACAAACCCCCAGAACAGGCAAGGCGAGAGUCAUUUCUCUCAGACUACCUGGACAGCCCGGUGUUUUUGCCCACACAGCCCUGCAGAAGACUCCUGAACGACAGGCGACCCCUGUUCGACCAUGAAGAAGAGGAGAGGGCAUCAGCCAUAUGGUCCACUAGGACAGCCUCCGCCGGAUCGCAGGAAGCCGUCAUGUCCGAAAGCCAUCUGCGUUCGCCCACGAGCGUCGCGACCGUAGUCGAAGAAGCAGACAGCGGAUUGUCCACACUACGCUCCGUGGCCGAAGCGGACACUCAAGUGGACAACUCGUUCGACACUACCUUGGCGUUCGAUGCCACUCUGCCGUCGCUGUCCUCCGACACGGUGUCCCUGAGGCCACGGUCCCUGUCCUCGGUGACUUCGCCGGUCCUGGACCGGGAGGACAGUCUCGACUCGAGCGCUGCCGCUCUGUCGGCAUCUCAUGGCAACGCCUGCCUGGGUCCGCCAGUCACGCUCAGGCAUCGGAAGUUGAAGUCCGAGCGCAGCGUGGAGUCCCUACCGCCGACACUUGGAGACAUCGCCGCUAAGUCUCCAGCGGUACGAGAGGAACGCGCAACGUCCGUGUCCGCCAGCAGCGAGAGCGGCAUCGGAAGCCGGAAUACCUGGUGCAGUAUGGAGAGCAUCGACGGGUCUCCCAAGGCCCCGAACAGGGGUAACCUCUCGUCCAGGAGGAUCAGUGAAAUAAAGAGACAGCUAGGCGUCGAUCCUGUCACGGCGAGGUACAAUCGAAACCCGCGGAGUCCUUCCGGUUCUUUCCGCCAAAUCGAAGACUCCCCGCCCGCGACUGCGCCCCGGAGUCGGCGUCAGAGGUCGCUCUCUCCGACGAGGAACUCUAGUCCUCCGGUGCCUCUUCCAAGGUCUCGCAUCCCGGCGUCCACCGAACCCAAGCCCAGGCCUCGAAAGCACCUGUCUCGGCAAGACAACGCGGUGACGUCCCCACUGGACGACGUGGACUCUCAUUUUGAAGAACCGCCGGUCUUCGACGAAGACUGUCCGAGGACGUCGACUCCGCAGGCAAAGGUCGCGGUCGCGGAUGCAAGUCUCCAUAGCGUCCAGAGGGCGGCCAGCUUCACGUGUUGCACGGGCCCACCGGAACACACGUUCAAGGUGGUGUUUGUGGGCGACGCGGCGGUGGGCAAGUCGUCCUUCAUCAUGAGGCUCAGCAGGGGCAUCUUUAUGCCGCAGCUCACGUCUACGCUUGGCGUGGACUUCCAGACGAAGAACAUUCGCAUAGACGGGGUUAAUGUCAGCCUCCAGCUUUGGGACACGGCAGGGCAAGAAAGGUUCCGGUGCAUCACGCAGUCCUACUUCCGCAAGGCGGACGGAGUCAUGCUCAUGUACGACUGCACCAACGAACAGUCCUUCCUGAACGUCAGGCAGUGGAUGUCGGACUUGGAGGAAGCGGCAUCCAGGGGCAUUCCGAUUGUCCUGGUGUCCAACAAGACCGACCUCCGAGAGAUUGCCCGUGUUCAAGGGAAGUCCAUUGUGGAAAAAGAGGCCGGCGAAAAAAUCUCGGAGGAGAUGAAGGCUAUUUUUGUCGAGACAAGCGCCAAGGAUGGUUCGAACAUCAACGAAGCCAUCGCGUCUUUGACGAGAACUAUGAUGAAAAGGGCCGUGCCUGAUGAAGACGACAAGGUUACUCUGAGUGAGAAGGGUGGCAAGUCGUUCACUUCCAAGUGUUGCAACAAGCAGUAGGACCAAGUGCCAUGACGCUCUGACGUUCCACGUGCGGUGGCUGCUGCGGUGAAAGUUAUAUACGCUACAACUUUCGAUUGUGCGAAGUUUUACCGUCCUCGCCUGUUUCCAAGAAAGAAACUACAAAUCUCUUUAACGCGAUACAAUUUGUAGAGACGUGACGAAGCUAAACUAUAAAGGAUUUGUUUCGUUGAAAACGAGUAACUAUAGAAAAAAGACUCAAACGAUGUAGACAAAGCCCGGGUGCACUAGAAUUCGAAUAUCAUCGUAGCGAGAUCGAGCGCAGGCACGGAUACUGCGUCGGUGUUCGGCCGGGCAUCGUGUCCAAUCACGUGUCUGAAGACGCUCGGAUUUGGGUUCGGGUCCAACUGCUGAAUUGAUGCCAUUCGAAUCUGAUGACGUCACUUGAAUGAUAAAGGGGCCGUUCAAAGACUCAUUAUUCAAAAUACUGAAUAAAAAAAAAAGAAAAAAAAAACCUUUACUGGAAGCUGUUGGCUACUCAUAAGGUAGCACGUCAAAAUCAAUAUAAUACAACGAGAUAAUGUUGAACUAAAAAAUAAACAUUAACGAAAGAGUCUUUUUUUUUUUACCUUUUCUGGUUUUUUACGACUCGGCAUUCGGAGUAAUUGUGUAUUUAGCCGACUUGCAGCGACGCUGUCACAAAACCAAAUGCCCUCUCCCGUGUGAAUUCUUUGUGCAACUAUACGUGGCAGAACUCAUGGUGCCUUCACCAAACGCGAGACUCCGAGUGGUGAAGUUUCUGAUCGACGGGAGAAUUCUGCAAUAAUGAAGAAGCUGCCUCUCUCCAUUCGCGUGUUCAAUCUCGCGCGACGUUAAGAUAGAGAAGUGGCACAAAAAGUCGACGUUGAUUACCGUGUAAGCUGUUUACCUCUGUUUCUUGAACAAUAAAGUUUCUUAUGGCGCCGCGUUUUUUUGGGGGGACAUUUAGCGUGCUUUCAGUUUCAUUGGUAUGUUCGCAUUUACAUGGUUUCAUAUGUUAUCAAUCUUUAUAUAUAUUUUUUAAAUGUUUAUAAUGGGUUCAAGUUGCGCCGGAAGUCACGCUCGCACCGCUUUCAAAGCACGCUGGAAUUCACCCGCAUGUGUUUUGCUUUUCUUUUUUAAAACUUAAUUUCAAAUGUGUUUGUGUUUUGUUCGGUUUCGACAUUAGAUUCGUGCUUUUCUGCCCCACCGUGUUGCCCGCUCGCACAGCUGUUUCUGGUCGUUGCGCUGAACCAAUUUGCUUUUAUACGCUGACUGAAACGUGUCUCCCACUGGUGCGUUUGCCGCGUCUAAAAAAAUGUAGUCCCUCGAUUUCCGCCCGAUGACGUCAAAGAAGUUUCACGUUUUCGCCGGCCGCGAACCUGGCGGCGCCACAGCUGCAAUUGUGGAAGUGGCAGACGCCUGUCUUGCUGCAGGUCGCUCUCCAGCUUCACAGACCACGGAAACUUCGAAAGUCGGGAGUUGGGAUUACGCGACGACGGCGACGCUCGUGUCCGCUCGCACUUUCUCCAGGGACUUCCGGCGCCAAACGCCAGGAUCGCGACAUCCGACAACGUGACACGGAUGCUUCUGUGACGUCAUUUGUUGCCCCCUUGGGAAACCACUUUUGACGUACGGACGGUGACGAAAAGUAAACAUUAUUACAGUUAUUAAAUUAUGAAUAAUAAUAUUAUUAUUAAUAUUAUAAACAACAAGUGAAGACGCAUUGCAGGCACUUUACUGUUAACAACGAAGCACCCCAAUUUACUGAUAACCGCAUCGAUAUCGUGCCCUUUUAUGCCACGAAUGCGUGGCUUUCCCGCGUGCAUAUGACAUGGGAGGUUUUGAUUCAAAUUGUACAUACUGAGACGAAGAACCUGUUAAUAAAAUGUUGUCGGUUGUGAAGUACAACGCUCGCUCGCAGUGGUCGCGCUUGAAAUCGCCCAGCUCACUGUAGGAAGUUCUCCCCUUGAGCGCUGGAGACUG
This is a messenger RNA of Ixodes scapularis (black-legged tick), 4830 nucleotides long. Its product is annotated as ras and EF-hand domain-containing protein homolog. The transcript has 17 exons. NCBI's taxonomy places the organism in Eukaryota, Metazoa, Arthropoda, Arachnida, Ixodida, Ixodidae. The record is from RefSeq and is a predicted model, not a curated record. Gene Ontology annotation, molecular function: GTPase activity; GTP binding; calcium ion binding. Bases 31 to 2865 code for a protein of 944 amino acids.